Symbiodinium sp. CCMP2592 is the source of this 1410-nucleotide messenger RNA. NCBI's taxonomy places the organism in Eukaryota, Dinophyceae, Suessiales, Symbiodiniaceae. The record is from the annotation of a GenBank genome assembly.
AUGAUCGACCUCAAAGCAUUGCGUGACAAUCCCCAGCGUUUCAAAGACGGCUGCGCCAAGAAAAACUACACAGUUGACAUCGAUCAACUGCUCAAACUCGACGAGCAACGACGCUCGCUCCAGAGCGAGCAAGAAGCACUGCGCUCAGAGCAAAAGAAGCUCUCGAAAGAAACCGGUCCAAAGAUCGGUCAGCUCAUGGGACAGCUCAAAGGCGCCAGCGACGCCGACAAGCCGAGCAUCGAAGCGCAGAUCGCGGAGAUCAAAGAAGCACCCGCGAAACUCAAGGACCAGAUCACCGCACUGGACGAACAGAUCGCGCAGAUCGAGCCAGCACUCAAUGAGUUGUUACUCGCGAUCCCGCUCCCCCCGGAUGAUGAUGUCCCAGUAGGAAGCACAAGCGACGACAACGUCGAGAUCUCCCGCUGGGCGCCCGAUGGCUGGGACUGGGACAAGACCUUCGAACAGAACAAAGGCUUCGCUCCCAAGUCGCACAUCGAGCUCUGCGAGAUGCACAAUCUCGUCGACUUCCCUCGAGGCGUCAAGAUCGCGGGAUCACGCUCGUACAUCCUCAGCGGCGACGGCAUGAAGCUCCACCAAGCGAUCCUCCGCUACGCGAUCGACACGAUGACCAACGAGAACGGCUUCACCCCGAUGAGCGUCCCUGUCCUCGUGCGCGAACAAGCAAUGAUCGGCACAGGAUUCUUCCCAGGAGGCAAAGACCAGUCCUACCAGGUCAACGAAGAAGGACGCGGCGGUGGACAAGACAUGUACCUGACAGGCACAGGCGAAGUCGGACUCAUGGGACUCCACCAAGACGAGAUCAUCGACGAAGCAAACCUGCCACUCAAGUACGUCACCGUCUCGACCUGCUUCCGCAGAGAAGCGGGAGCAGCUGGCAAAGACACAGCAGGUUUGUACCGCAUCCACCAGUUCGACAAGGUCGAGCAAGUCGUGAUCGACGUCGCGGAUGAAUCCAAAUCGCGCCAACACCACAAGGACAUGAUGGGGUUCGUCGAGCACCUCCUCAAAUCCCUCGGACUCCCCCACCGAUUGCUCCAGUGCUGCACAGGUGAUCUUGGCGUGAAGAACGCCGACAUGAUCGACAUCGAAUGCUGGAUGCCCUCACGCGGCGACGAGGACGACAACGGAGUCCCAACCGGAGAGUUCGGAGAAACCCACAGCGCGAGCCGACUCUACGACUUCCAGUGCCGACGCCUCAACAUGCGCUACCGCGCCGGAGGAGAGAAAGGCAAAGGCGCGACCACCUUCUGCCACUCCCUCAACAACACCGUCGCCGCAUCUCCUCGCAUCCUGAUCCCGAUCAUCGAGAUGUACCAAAACGCCGACGGCUCGAUCACCGUCCCCGAAGCGCUACGCCCGUACAUGAACGGACAAGAACGCAUCGGAUAA